AUGGGUACGCCUGAAGGGACCACGGCCGAGGGUCUUCCAUAUAAUCGAGGAAUAUGGAUGGCCAUCGCCGCUUUUACAGCGGUCGCUUGGUAUAACGUCGCUGAAUUGAAUAUUCAAGUCUUCUUGACAUUCAAAAGACAUCGAGGAUUAUACUUCUGGUCGCUUCUCAUAUCGAGCUACGGCUGUGUCCUGCAUGCUCUCGGCUUCCUGCUCAAAUUUUUCCCUUUAAACACAAACUAUUAUGUUUCGGUCACCAUCAUCACUAUCGGCUGGUAUGCCAUGGUCACUGGUCAAGCCGUUGUUCUAUAUUCACGCUUGCAUCUUGUCGUUCGGGAGCAAAGGGUUUUGACGGCAAUCUUGGCGAUGAUCAUAAUUGACGCAAUAUGCUUUCAUUUGCCAACAACGGUGCUCACGUACGGCUCGCAGGCAGACCAAAGGUUUUUACCAGCAUUCAAUGUGUACGAAAAGUUGCAGAUGACAGCCUUCUGCAUUCAGGAGUUCAUUAUAUCUGGCGUUUACGUCUGGGCUACCAUCAGCUUAUUGAGACCAGUGUAUCAUGGUAGAACACGCAAAGUCAUGACAAAGCUGAUAUGGAUUAAUUUGAUAAUCAUUCUGAUGGAUGUUGGUCUUCUUGCAGUCGAAUACGCCAACCAAUACGCCAUCGAAGCAACUUUGAAAGCAAUGAUUUACAGUAUCAAACUAAAACUCGAAUUCGCUGUCCUGAAUCAACUGAUGACCCUCGCCAACUCAUCCGUCAAUCAUCAUCAAAAUCUACGGAUCGAGGACGGAAAUGAAAAGGGCGCUCUAGCUGGCCGCUCAAAGUCAACAGAAUACAUUAGCCACAGAUACAAGAAGCCGACUAGACGUCCUCCGCCUCUGAAACGAGAAAGGCCAACAGCUCCCGGGAUGUACAAGGCGUACUCGACCUCUCGAAUGCCUGAUCGAGCCUCUAGUUCAUUCACACCUCAGCAUCCAAAUCGCUUCCAGUGGGUGCCAGCCCUCGAUCGGAAUGCCGUUGUUGGCGAACGAGCCGUGUCCAAGCGUAGCGAGAACAGUAACGAAGGAAAACCAGUAGACGUCAAUGUCAUCACUAAUCCUGCUGCGUAUUAUAAACCUGGUCGCGACCGUUCACCAAACGGGCUGCCACAACAUGAUGGCCUGGGUGGUAUCCCUAACCACUCCCCCGUUCUCUCUCCAGCCCUGACCGGCACCACUCUGGAUGCCUCGCAACCUCAACAAUCGCGGGGUGGGAGACGAGCGCCUCCGCCACCCAGCCUGGAGCUGGAGAAACCUGUGUUCUCAAGCGGAAUCCUCCGCAGCCAAAGACCGAGCGUCAGUGAUUGGGCGCAUGGUCCUGACAGUGCCUCUAGCCCUAGUACGGAUGAGAUGCAGCUAUCGCCUUACGACGAUAGUGCAACUCCAGUUCGAACGCCUGGCAGCGUCCGAAACGCGAGGGAGCAGGCAGAUCGGCACAUGGCUGAGUUGGACUUUAUGACAAGCGCGUUACAAUAA
Messenger RNA from Bacidia gigantensis, 1512 nucleotides. RefSeq lists its product as uncharacterized. Bases 1 to 1512 code for a protein of 503 amino acids. Lineage: Eukaryota; Fungi; Ascomycota; Lecanoromycetes; Lecanorales; Ramalinaceae. The transcript has a single exon. The record is from RefSeq and is a predicted model, not a curated record.